Molecule: messenger RNA, 918 nt
Organism: Lichtheimia ornata
Lineage: Eukaryota; Fungi; Mucoromycota; Mucoromycetes; Mucorales; Lichtheimiaceae
Exons: 4
Coding region: 1-918 (305 amino acids)
Source: RefSeq, a predicted model, not a curated record
AUGAAAUUCCCAACAUUGUCUUCAUUGCUACUAGCAUUGCUGCUCAUUGGCACAGUAUGUGCGGCACCGGCACCACUUGAAGACAUUUCUGUUACAUCCAUUGACCUUGUUGAAGAACGCCUCGAUGCCAAGGGUGAUGAGCAUUUAUACGUCACCGUUACUCGUACCGAUGACCUUAUUGAUGAUGAUGGUGUUCUUCUUGCUGAACGAGUGAUGGCUGUUCAAGUGACCUUUGAUGUUGCCGAGAAUCAGCAGCUUCGAUGCAAUGGUGUCCCUGUUGAGAUUGGUGUAUCCAACAUCCAAGUAGAAGCUCAAAUUGCUGCCAAUCCUGAAAAGUUGACGAUUGCUUCAGAGGAGGAUCUUGCAUUACUCGAAGAUAGCUUUGAUAUUGGUCUUGCCACUGUUGAGGUGAAUGCCAUGUUUUUGGAUGAACUCAAGACCGAAGAUGGCAUGUCCUUCCGUCGCAUUGCUGUACAAGAACGUAUCACUGAAAUCAAUGGCGAGCAAGUGGUUCAAACCGAAGCUGGUCAACAAAUCCUCGAUGUCUUUGAAGAUGGUCAACUCAACCGAUGGGCUGUGGAUCCUCUUACAGGCUUCUUGUUGCCAUCCGAAGAAAAUGAUGAUAUCAAAGAAGAGCCUGCUGUGGUACCUGCUGCUGGCCAUUCCAACAAAGGUUGUGCUGGUGCAUUGGUGGAUCCCCUUGUUGACUGGUGGAACGACCAAAGCUUCGUCAUUCAAGGUCUCAUCACUGGUGGUGUUUGCGCUGUGCUCCUUGCCAUUGCCUUUGCCAUUCGUCAAAUGAUUGUGUCAUCGAAUGAUUAUGACCCUGUGGCCGUGGUGGAAACAAACGAGGAAAUCUGGUCAUCCGUGCAACACAAGGGUGGUGAUUAUGAAGAAAAGCGCCCCUUCCUCUCUUAA